This is a messenger RNA of Nymphalis io (European peacock), 3003 nucleotides long. RefSeq lists its product as uncharacterized. The coding region runs from base 429 to 1304 and encodes 291 amino acids. The record is from RefSeq and is a predicted model, not a curated record. Lineage: Eukaryota; Metazoa; Arthropoda; Insecta; Lepidoptera; Nymphalidae. The transcript has 2 exons.
UGAAGAGCAUAGAGUACUUAUUAUUAGUGAAUUAGUGUCAUUGGCUAGGUGGUGGUUCUUGAAACCUGAAAAAUGUUUAUAUGACUAUAUAAAUGAGAAACAUUUUUUAGGUGGCCCUAUGAGUCAAUAAUUUAAGAUAAAAUCCUGGCAAGCUCUUCAGUGUUAGUUUUGUAGUAUUAAAAUUUGUAGUCUACAAUUCAGAAUAAUUAUUGAUGCGAAUUAAUAUCUACAAUAAAAAAUCGACGCGCGUUGAACUUUUGCUCUCGUUUUUAACAUAUGUGUUUUUUUAUUUCCAAUGUAUGGAUAUCUAAAUUUUAAUAAUAUACCAAGGACAUGUUCAUAAUAAAUCUUCAUCAGGCAAGAUAUUUGACAAUUUGUGCGAGCUUUGGAUCAUGCUCUAUUAUUGGCAAUGAACACUUGACCGCAACAUGGAACAUAAAGAUGGAUGGAGUGGUGGAGAAACGACUGCAGCUGACAAUACAACAGAGCGCUCGCAGGCCGAUCGCGAUCGCGUGCGAAUUGAAUUCUAUGCUACCUACGACGUCAUGACCGGCGUGCGUAUAGCCGCUACACUUGGCGGCUUUUUUGCACUAAUGGUCUUUUUAAUCGUUUAUAAGAGCCGGAGUAAAUCUGUGAAAGCUCUGAAUGAUCCAAAAAUCGUAGAACUUGCUGAGGCGGUUGUGGCUGAAGAGCAAGCCGUUGAGGAAGAAAGGCAAUUGACGGCAGCUUUAGAGGAAGCACGUUCGGAGCGAGCUCGUUCUCGCCCAUCGAUAGGAGAAGUGCCGCUCUGGGCGAGAACUUCGCGGUUCGCUUCCUAUGGUGGAGGUUACGGUAGCUUAUUAGCACCACCUCGGAGACUUUCAACUUUACGCGGGGAUUCGCUUCCCGGUUCAGCGCUAAGGUUUAGUGAACGACGAGCCUCGGGUGGGCCUCGUGAUAGGCGAUUAAGCUCGGCUACAUGUUCGAGUUCAGGGAGUUCCUAUUUGGAAAGACGUGGUUCAUCAGUAGUGUGCUCUUUACCGGAACGCCGGUUGUCACCCUGUCCUAGUGAACGACUCGCGCCGUUGGCAUCGGUCGGUAGCGUGGGUCCGUCGUUUGUGGUAGAAUGUGAUCUUGCAUCAGUGGGUGCGGAUUCUGUAUUUGCAGAAGAUGAUGCGGAGUCUACAGACGAUGAGGUGGAGCAGUUUUCGACUGAUAGCGGUGGACCCGAAGCCGGCACGUCCGAGUGCACGGAACUCACAAGUCGGCCGGUGCCCCCUCUACGUGUCGAUCGCGCUUCUCACUCUCGGGAAACGUUAUUCUAGUCGCCAGCGCUUUUCGCUGGAUGUUGUAUGUUAUUUAAAUGUCGAGAUGUCGACUUUUUCGUAUUAAUAUCUUUUCCAAAAAUUAUAACAUAUCAAUGUCAGAUCUAUUUGUCAUAUCAAUUGACGUAAAAAAAAGAUUUUAAAGUCCUAAAAAAUCUUUAUAUUAUACAGUUAUUCGAACGAAUACUCUGCUUGUGCCUAUAUUGAAUAUAUUUUCACUAAAGUCACGACUUUCCAACACAAAUAUGAAACUAUUAAUACGAAUGCGUCGAUAUUUUGAUGUUAAUUGUAUUGUGUAAAUAAUUUGUUUUGUUAAUAAAUUCAUGUAUCGCAAUGUUAAUGUUCUCAGAUCAUGAUAGAUUUUUUUCGGAAGUUAUUUGAAAAAUGUCUGAAACUGAAUAUCGAAGCUUACUAGUCAAACUCUGAUGCUUUAUAUGUUACUUAGUAUAUAGAAUUAUAUGUAAAAGUUUAAUUUUCGAAUCGGUACUUAGUUUCUAUCAAAUGGCCAUAGCAUACCCGCGAAAAUACAUGUAUUUUAGUGCGAAUCUUUUUAACUACACUAAAGAAACUUCUCAUAUAAUAAUAUAUUUUUUCGAGAAUAUAAGUUAUGCAAUUUAUAUUAUAAAAAUAAUUUGUAAACCACCGGGGCAACAGGUUUUUUUUUUCGAAUUUCAGUUCGAUUGAUGUACGUGAGGAUUCGAUACAAAACUGGUAAUGUCGCCACUUAAGUGUUCUUUUUUAAAAAUAUUAGAUAAAGUAAUGGUCUGCCCGAAUUAGUCUUUAAAAGGCGCAUUAAUGUACUUAACUGUAAUGUUUAAAAUCAGACCAGGUUUGUUUUUAUUUAUUUAUUGUCUAUUCAAUACUAAAAUCACAGUGUGUUCAUUUAAAAAGUUAUUUACAAAACGUUAUGUGAAUCGUCACGGGCUGGCUUCGGUUGGUUCAAUAUAAAUUUUACUUUUUGGAAAGCGGCACCUACGUUUCAUUUGUGUGACCUGAAUCGCAACCGAGUCGCAAACUAUUUCCAUACAGUCCUGCCGCAUGAAAACAAUCUCAUACAUUGUCGAAUAUGAUCCAAGUAUCGUUUCACGUGUAAAUUGUUAUCUUAAAUUUUAUUAACGUUUUGAAACACGCACAAGGUAACUUAAAUAUUUAAUCUAUUUACUUUAUUAUUACUAAUUAAAAUUACCAAUUAAAUAUCUGACUAGAUUGCAUGACAGACGCAUUCGAGAAGCAAUUUCUACUUGAGAUUUUGUUUAAAUAUGCAGUGCCCGUAAUAUAUAUGAAUAUACGUUAAAAUCCCACAACAAAGGCAUUCUCUCAUCUUGAGAAGGUUUGGAGGUUAUUACAGCACGAUGCUCCAAUGCCGGGAAUGGAGCAGAUUUCAAUAAUUAAAGUUUAAUUUUCUAAUCGAACCAUUCUCUUACAUAUAGGUACGUAUUUAACUAUUCACCCAGCGCUAAUACAUCGUAAAGUAAACGUUUCGUCGUUUUUAUUAUUCUUUAAUUCAAACAUCGUUUAAUCUGAAGCUAGUAAGCAAUCUAAAUUAUAAUGUUCAAAGAACAAUGCUUAUAUCUGAAGAGUGAUUUAAAUUACUUUGCCAUAAAAAAUACUAUAAUCAAUUUAUUUUUAUUUUGAUUAAGAUAAAAUAAUUAUAAAGUAAAUAAUAAUAUUGAAACUAAAAACUCAGGUAAACUUAUUG